GGAAGGAAGACACCGGGUACGGAGCCGCCGCCGCUGCCGCUCCCCUCCGUCAGGCAGAGGCCAGAGGCCAGGCCCUGCUUGCUUUAACAGUCACAAAAGUCAUGUUGGAAGACUGCAAAAUCUUGGACCUGCUGGGAGACUGUUUUCUGAUGCACCCUCACAUGUGAGCAGCAGAAACCUGGGAAGAUGAGAAGAGGAAGCUUAAGGCCUGUUCCUGAGAUGAGAAGAUGAAGUUUAAGCAUGGUUCUAGAAUCCUGACUAUUAACUUACAUAAGCUCUAAAAAUGGGAAGAAUUUUUCUGGAUCACAUUGGCGGCACUCGCCUGUUCUCCUGUGCAAACUGUGACACCAUUCUGACCAAUCGUUCGGAGCUCAUCUCCACUCGCUUUACAGGGGCCACAGGGAGAGCCUUUCUUUUUAACAAGGUGGUAAAUCUGCAGUACAGCGAAGUUCAGGAUCGGGUCAUGCUCACUGGCCGCCACAUGGUUCGAGACGUGAGCUGCAAGAACUGCAACAGCAAACUGGGCUGGAUCUAUGAAUUUGCCACUGAAGACAGCCAGCGCUACAAGGAAGGCCGUGUUAUCCUGGAAAGAGCUUUGGUCCGAGAGAGCGAAGGAUUUGAGGAGCAUGUUCCAUCUGACAAUUCCUGAAGAGGCUUCUCUCAGGUUCUCUUCAUUUGAAACUUAAAGUAAUAAAAUCAACAAAAAAAUCUGCUUACAUACACUGUCACCUUAGCAUCAGAGUCGGAUUCAUGGACUACAGAGUGGGAAAGAUUGUGAGAGUAUUUCAGAUGGAACCUUCCUUUCUUUGUUCCUUUAUAUUUUACUUUCCCUCCAGCAGCUGUUUGUAGAAAGAUUGUUUUUCAGUUGCUGUAAGGUUUUUCUCUCUUGCAUUUCCAUCUGUUAAAUCUGAGACAGUAUCUGCAGAUACAGUGAGCUAAAAGGAAAAUGUUGGAAGAAUUUUUCUUUUGUUAGAGAGAGAUCAAUGGUUGUUUUUGUUUGGUUUUUUUUUUUU
Molecule: messenger RNA, 1013 nt
Organism: Lagopus leucura (white-tailed ptarmigan)
Lineage: Eukaryota; Metazoa; Chordata; Aves; Galliformes; Phasianidae
Gene: YPEL5
Product: yippee like 5
Exons: 5
Coding region: 284-649 (121 amino acids)
Source: RefSeq, a predicted model, not a curated record